AUGGCAGCAAUAACAGCUACACCAUAUCAUCAUUAUUCACUGUUCGGUAGUACUCCGCUUACAAUGGAAGAUUACAUGUCAGGGGUAUCAUGCGCCUUACUGGAUGUGGAGGAAAUGUUGAUACAGCAGCGUGGAGCGAGAGAGGCCCCAUUUUCGGGAAUGGACAAAAGUGGCCGUGGUGUAUGUAUACGUAAUGAGCAAGGUACAUGUACAAUGGGAGCUGUUUGCCCACUGAGGCAUAUUGUUGGAGAUAAGGCUGUAGUAUGUAAACACUGGUUGCGUGGGUUAUGUAAAAAAGGUGAUCAAUGCGAAUUUUUGCACGAAUACGAUUUAAGUAAAAUGCCGGAAUGUUUCUUUUUCUCAAAAUACAUGGCUUGUAGUAAUCGUGAAUGUCCUUUUCGACAUAUUGAUCCCGAAAGUAAAAUCAAGGAUUGUCCAUGGUAUGAUCGUGGAUUCUGUCGGCAUGGCCCUUUUUGUAAACAUCGACAUCGUAGGCGUGUUCUUUGUCCUAACUAUUUGGCUGGCUUUUGUAUGGAUGGUGGGGAUUGCAAAUAUGCACAUCCAUCUUUCAACAUCCCACCUGUGGACACAACUCAAAUUCUUCGAGCACGAGGACAAUAUAAUAUUGGAAUAGUAUGCCACAAUUGUCAUGAAAGAGGCCAUAAGGCGACAUACUGCCCUCAUUUACCUACUCAAACUCAAUUACCAUUGUUAGAUUCAUCGAAAGUGAAUGCACAGAUAUCACAAGAAUUGGUAGCUCUUUCCGAGAAAAAAGCGCUUUCUGAUGUAACCUGCUAUAAGUGCGGCGAAAAGGGUCAUUAUGCAAAUCGAUGUCAUAAAGGACUGUUAGCAUUUCUAUCAAACACGGCAUAUCUUGCUCACGAACAGCGAGAGAAAGAUGAAAAAGAAGCCAGAGGAAACGGGCAGCAGUUUGGAAGUUUGGGGAAGCCUCAGCAAGUUCCACAACCUAAAGUAUCAAAUCCGACUAAUAAAUCUGGUGAAAUGCUUCGCUAA
Brugia malayi is the source of this 1014-nucleotide messenger RNA. RefSeq lists its product as uncharacterized. NCBI's taxonomy places the organism in Eukaryota, Metazoa, Nematoda, Chromadorea, Rhabditida, Onchocercidae. The transcript has 8 exons. The record is from RefSeq and is a predicted model, not a curated record. Gene Ontology annotation, molecular function: zinc ion binding; RNA binding. Bases 1 to 1014 code for a protein of 337 amino acids.